Messenger RNA from Thrips palmi, 1548 nucleotides. It is a transcript of the gene 128up, whose product is annotated as GTP-binding protein 128up. Lineage: Eukaryota; Metazoa; Arthropoda; Insecta; Thysanoptera; Thripidae. Gene Ontology annotation, biological process: cytoplasmic translation. Gene Ontology annotation, molecular function: GTPase activity; GTP binding. Gene Ontology annotation, cellular component: cytoplasm. The transcript has 8 exons. The record is from RefSeq and is a predicted model, not a curated record. The coding region runs from base 283 to 1386 and encodes 367 amino acids.
AACAUAUUAUACGCCCUUAGUAUGAGACGAAAUAUUUCAGCAACUAUUCUUGCGUAUAUCAAAAUUGUACUCAACGGUUUUCAUUAGUUGUUUGAAGUCUUUAAGAGAGGAUAAGUUUUCAUUCUCUGUGUGGGAUAAAUUGUGUUUGCACUGUUGGUACUGAACGCAUGGUGCGCUUUUUGCGCUCUGCGCUGCCGCCGUGGAAUGUGUUGUCUUUUGUGUUGAUUCUUGAAACUAUCUUCAUUUCUGUAACGAAUACUUGAUUUUAAAUCUUUUGCCAAAAUGUCUACAAUAUUGGAUAAAAUUGCUGCCAUCGAGGCCGAGAUGGCAAGAACUCAGAAAAAUAAAGCUACUGCUGGCCAUCUUGGUCUUUUGAAAGCAAGGCUUGCCAAACUUCGGCGUGAACUUAUUACUCCCAAAGGCGGCGGCGGAGGCCCUGGUGAUGGAUUUGAUGUUGCCAAGACUGGUGAUGCUCGCAUAGGAUUUGUUGGUUUUCCAUCAGUAGGAAAGUCUACUCUCUUGAGUACACUUGCUGGAGUGUACUCAGAAGUCGCAGCAUAUGAAUUUACAACCCUGACUACUGUGCCAGGAUGUAUUAAAUACAAGGGCGCUAAAAUUCAGUUACUUGAUCUACCUGGAAUUAUUGAAGGCGCCAAGGAUGGAAAAGGUCGUGGUCGUCAAGUUAUUGCUGUAGCACGGACCUGCAGCUUAAUCUUCAUUGUACUUGAUGUACUGAAACCUUUAAAACACAAAAAACUCAUUGAGCAUGAGUUAGAAGGAUUUGGACUGAGACUUAAUAAGGAUCCCCCAAAUAUAGUUUUCAGGAGAAAAGACAAGGGUGGAAUCAACUUGCAAACAAUGUGUACUCAAUCUGAGCUGGACUUGGAUACUGUAAGAACCAUUUUGUCUGAGUACAAAAUUCACAAUGCUGAUAUCACUCUAAGGUAUGAUGCCACAAGUGAUGAUCUUAUUGAUGUUGUUGAGGGAAACAGAAUUUAUGUGCCUUGCAUCUAUUUACUCAACAAAAUAGAUCAAAUCAGCAUUGAGGAAUUGGAUAUCAUCUAUAAAAUUCCUCACUGUGUGCCAAUAUCAGCCCAUCAUCGCUGGAACUUUGAUGACCUCCUUGAAAAGAUGUGGCUGUAUCUUAAACUGGCUCGAAUCUACACCAAGCCAAAAGGACAACUUCCUGACUAUGAAUCACCUGUGGUUCUUCAUUCUGAGAAGUUGAGUGUUGAAGAUUUUUGCAACAAACUUCAUCGAACCAUAGCAAAAGAGUUCAAAUACGCACUUGUGUGGGGAUCAUCUGUGAAACACCAGCCUCAAAAAGUAGGAAAAGAGCAUGUGCUUGCUGAUGAGGAUGUUGUCCAGAUUGUCAAGAAGGUGUAACCAAAAUGUUUGUAUGUUUGUGAGUGGAAUGUUGAUAAUUAUUUUUAAUAAGCUUUGGGAUUUAUAAAUUUGGUAAAUCUAAUAAGAUCAAUUAAUUCUUUGCAAUUACUGGAGAUGGUUUACAUGAUUUGCAUUGCAGAAAAAUACACAAAUGAAAUGAAA